This is a messenger RNA of Penicillium waksmanii, 1806 nucleotides long. Its product is annotated as VOC family protein. The coding region runs from base 1 to 1806 and encodes 601 amino acids. NCBI's taxonomy places the organism in Eukaryota, Fungi, Ascomycota, Eurotiomycetes, Eurotiales, Aspergillaceae. The record is from RefSeq and is a predicted model, not a curated record. The transcript is spliced from 2 exons.
AUGCCGCUCUCCCACUUGACUCUGACUGUCUCGCAUCUCCCUACCUCGACAUCCUUCUUCCUGUCAUGUCUCCAGCCUCUGGGAUACCAAUUUAUUGGCCGUCAUGACGACUAUAUCGGCUUCGGCCAGAAGCAGGGCGAACCCGCCGACUUCUGGGUGACGGAGCAAAAACCAGGGAUCUCCACUAGUGCCGUACAUGUCGCUUUUCCAGCCCCGACCAAAGAUGCCGUGAAGACGUUCUUCAUUAGUGCUUUGAAGGCCGGUGGAAAGAUGCAUGGCGAGCCUAAGACUCGUGAUUCGCAAUCUGGUUACUACAGCGCCGCCAUCAUAGAUUUCGACGGGAACAGUAUCGAAGCUGUUUAUCGUCCUGGUGCUACGGUCGUUGCAUCGGAAGUCGGAGGUCCUACAAUAGCCCUGCUGGAAAAUGGAUCGGUUGUCUCCAAGAGCAGCAAAGCCACCACCACAGUCAGCAAAGCGACCACGACCAAGAGGACCCAAAGCAUUGCACCUCCUGUAUCUGAGGCUGGAUCACGAGCUAUUACCAAGGCACCAACUGCGAUCGAGCGAGGCGCCCCUUCGGUUGUCUCUCACCAGUCACAGUCACAGCCGCAGGCAAGGUCUAUACCACCGCCAUCAUAUACAAUGCAGACUCAGACUAUCCCGAAAACAGACGAUGGAGGCAAGGCCGCCAAGACUAUCGUGGGUACUCUCCUUGGUGCUGCUGCAGGUGCUGCAAUUGCAUACGCCAUGGUGAAAGGUGACUCGCAAUCCACUACUGAGUCGGAGACCAAAAGCCAGACCAAUAGCCAGACCAAAAGCCAGGCACCUGGACCUUCGCCUUCGCAAUACGUACAAAACUUUGCUCAACUUAUGGCACCAUCUCAAGCACUCCAGCAAGAGGAGCAACAACAGUGGCGGGCCAUCGAAGCACCCCCUGCACGCAGCGUCUACACCUCCGCCUCGGGUCCUCGCUCUACCAUGAGCCGCAGCGUAGCCUCCAAGAACCCUCGUGCCAGCACCAUCUACGAAGCAACCGAAUUCUACGACGAUCACGGACGCCGCGCCUCAGACGGCAGUGUCUUCAGCAUCCCAGAAGACAUCCCCCUCCGCGCAAUCGAGUACCCUCCCCAAGGCAACGACUCGCAGCGCUUCCCCUGUAGCCCCAGUACCUUCAUCAGCAGCUACGCAGCCGAUAAGCCGCGCUCCCGCUCCCUGGCUGGACCAGGCAGCGUCCACUCCGCCUCAACAAUCAAGGCAUCGCAAGCCCAGAGCACAUCCCGGCGGCACAGCCAAGACGACAGAAACAGUUACACCUCCAGCCACCACUCACGAGCAUACCACACUUCAACUUCCACCCAUAGCCGCCAGGGCGGCAAACCAUCCAGCAAAGCCCCCAAUGCCGCAGGCAGCACGGCCUCAUCGACGCGCUCGGCACGCAAUAUCCCUCUCCCCGCCGGUUCUGCAGCGACGUACUACAGCGCCGCGCCCAGCCAUGGCAAAUCGCAUCUCUCGGCACGCGAAGUCCCACUCCCCGAUAGUGUGAUUGACUUGGAUGUGAGAUCGAAUGUUACGCCUGACGACUCUAUCAGCCAGGUUGGUAGUCGCUCGGAUAGAUCGCACCAUUCGCAUCAUUCGCAUCGCUCGCACUCGAAGGCCGGCUCGAAGCAUUCGUCUAAAUCCAAGUACGGCCUUCCAGUUAUUCCGGCUGAUAGUGUUAGUCAGGCUUCUUCCCAGCAUACUGUUAAGGCUGGUGGGAGUCGGGUUCAUUCACAUUCGGGCAGUCGUCGUGGGAGCCAAGUUGUAUGA